CCUCUUUCGUGGUGUGGUCCUUGGCGGCCUUGUUCCAUUCGCAGCAGGGCCGUUAAGUCCUCAAAACAGCAAGUUCCUGCCAAAGCCCAUGAGCCACCAAGAGAGCCAAGAGAUGAAAAGCAACAACUGCCAGGGUCUGCCAUCCAGAAUGCCAGACAAUACUGCGUUUCAACAGCAACAGUUGCCAGCCUGGAGACCUUCCCUCACGGCCAGGGCAGUCCUCCCUGGCUUCUUUACCACUGGAGUAUUCUUUCUCAGCAUGGGCAUCCUCCUCAUAUUAUCUGCGAAGAGUGUCAAGGAAAUUGAGAUUACAUAUACAGACAUAUGCUCAAAUUGUUCGAAACUGAGGGAAAAUGCCUCUAAUUUCUACAAAGAGUGUACCUGCUCAAUUUCUUUCUUCAUUCCAGAGAAAAUGCCAGGCAAUGUAUACAUGUACUAUAAACUGUACAACUUCUAUCAGAACUAUCGCCGAUAUAUUAUUUCCAGAAAUAAUCGCCAGCUUUUGGGAGAAGAUAUUACGAAUGUUGAGAACUGCGCUCCGUUCCAGAGGGUUUCCAAUGAUAUACCCAUCGCUCCUUGCGGUGCCAUUGCCAACAGCAUGUUCAAUGACACUAUUCUUCUGUCAUACUACCCUAACUCAUCUACAAGAAUCAACGUCCCACUACUCAGCAGUGAUAUUACAUGGUGGACUGAUAAGCAUGUCAAGUUUCAGAAUCCCAAGUCCAGUAACCUUGCCAGUGCAUUUGCAGGAACUGUCAAGCCUCCUUACUGGAGGAAGCCUGUUUAUCAGUUGGACCAAGGGAAUCCAGAAAACAAUGGUUUCCUCAACAGUGACUUCAUUGUCUGGAUGCGGGUAGCAGCCCUUCCCACUUUCAAAAAGCUAUACAGGCGCAUCCACAGAAUCCAGCAGUUUGCCGAUGGCCUCCCUGCCGGGAAUUACAGCCUAGACAUAUCCUACAACUUCCCUGUUACCCUAUUCAAAGGAGAAAAAGGAGUGGUCCUUUCCACAGUGAUGUGGAGUGGAGGGAAAAACUUCUUUCUAGGCAUUGCCUACACGACCACAGGAGCAGUGACGUGGCUGGCAGCCUUUUCCAUGACAGCAGUCCACUUAAAACUGAAAAAGAAGAAGGCAUUCUUCCAAUGUUAAAACUGGCCAAGGUCAAAGCAAAGAUGGAAAGGAACAAGACAAGGCAUAUGUUCAGACCUUCUAACACCUGAGUCAAAACCCCUGAAAAGAAUUGCAGUGACUGUUGUUCUAACCAGAGUGCACUGGAUUUAGUGACCAAGUUCCAAACCAGGCACAGGGUGCCCAAGAGAAAUAGAACUAUAUGAAAUACACAAUAAUUAUCUAUAUGCUUUCUAAUUUGGGAAUACAGAUUAAUCUUAAGUAGCACAUAUUGUAAUUUCAUUGAAAAAAUAUGAGUAAGCAAGGAUAAAUAUGACUAAAAUAUGAAUAAAUCUUAUGAAUAAAGUACAUUUUAAUACCUCUUUUCUUUACUCAGUUUCACUAGAAAGUUCCCAUAGUAAUGAAUUUGGUAAUUUAUAAACCAAAACAAUGGGUUAUGGUCAAGUAGAAUCAAAUGCCUCCUGAGAAUUAUGUUAAAUUGUGUGAGCUAGCCUCCUCUUUCAGAUAUUUGAAGCCAUUAUGCCUAA
Vombatus ursinus (common wombat) is the source of this 1653-nucleotide messenger RNA. RefSeq names its product cell cycle control protein 50C-like. The record is from RefSeq and is a predicted model, not a curated record. Gene Ontology annotation, cellular component: endoplasmic reticulum; Golgi apparatus; plasma membrane. Lineage: Eukaryota; Metazoa; Chordata; Mammalia; Diprotodontia; Vombatidae. The coding region runs from base 89 to 1147 and encodes 352 amino acids. The transcript has 8 exons. Gene Ontology annotation, biological process: phospholipid translocation.